Aspergillus calidoustus is the source of this 2364-nucleotide messenger RNA. The record is from the annotation of a GenBank genome assembly. Lineage: Eukaryota; Fungi; Ascomycota; Eurotiomycetes; Eurotiales; Aspergillaceae.
AUGUCGAAUUCAUCCUCGCGUACCCCGAGUACAUCCUCUUCCCCCGGCCUCGGAGGCCCUACAGCAAAGAAACGCAAGGCCUCGAGUAUCACCUCAAUAUCAGACAAUCAAACCGAUCCGGAGGAGGAGUCACCCAAAACAUUCCGCAACUAUGCCCUCAAGACCCAAAUCCCCGAGCUCUUCGAAGAGAAUGUCCUAGCCAAAAUCAUCCGGGUAGCAUCCCGCUCAAUGCGAGAAUCCAGCGUCUUCAGCCAGAUCAACGGCGUGCCACUAUCCUACCCGGAGACCGUCCCGCAAAGCGGACCGAAUGCGGGAUUGUACGAGUUUCGCGAUCCGGAGUUCUGGACGUGUGGAUUCUUCCCGGGGAGUUUGUAUGCGUUGCUAGAGAGAUCCGUCAAGCACCCGCAGUCCAUCGAAGUGGGCUCUGAUUUCUCGACUAUUGGUGUGCGGGAACUCCGCGCUCAGCUACGCUCCCUGGGCAAGUCGUGGUCGAGGUCCCUCCAUAGCAUGGCGUUUCGGACGGAUACCCAUGACAUCGGCUUCAUCGUCAUGCCUGCCCUGAGGCGGGACUGGGAGCUAACCGGAAACGAGCAGAGCCUCCGAUCGAUUAUCCAAGCCGCCCGGAGUCUAGCUACGCGAUAUGUGGCUUCGUCUGGCGCGAUUCGCAGCUGGGAUUGUCUAGUAAAGAAGGAGCUCACGGUGACAGACCAGACUGAGAAUUCGCUCAUUAUCAUCGACAGUCUCUGUAACCUGGAUCUCCUCUACUACGCCGCAGCACACGCAGGAGAUGAGAGUCUAGCGAACAUCGCAACAAGCCACGCACGAAAGCUUCUCACAACGCACCUCCGUCCAGAAAACGGGAUAGUCGUUCCGAAUUCGGGAUACCAGGGUCAAUUGUAUUCUACCUGCCACGUCGCAAAUAUCGAGCCCGCGACAGGAAAGCUGAAAUGGCGAUGGACAGCGCAGGGCUACGCGAAUGAGUCGACUUGGGCACGAGGCCAGUCAUGGGCGAUUCUUGGAUACGCGCAGACGUACAUGUGGACGAAGGACACGACAUUCCUCGACGCGGCAUGUGGUGUCGCAGAGUACUUCCUCCACCGCCUCGAUACAUCUCCCGCAUGUGUCGAGAUCGAGCGUGACUCUACUUCUACGUCUACAUCAACAGCACAACCCCCCUUCCAACUACCCGGCACCCGAAAGUCAACAAAGGGCCGUCACGUCCCACUCUGGGACUUCGAUGCCCCCAUCGAGAACCCCUCCGGCCCCCUCCGAGACUCCUCAGCAGGCGUCAUAGCCGCAAACGGUCUCCUCAUCCUCUCCCAAGCACUCAAAGCACUAGGCCAAGACAGCCUCUCGCGCCGCUUCCUCACCGCAGCAAUCGACAUCGUCCGCGAUACGGUGGACCUCUGCCUCGCGACUGAAAAAGCCCAGUUCAUCGGCGGCGGCGGCGGGGAGGGAGCUGAUCUGCGCGUUGAGGACGCGGAGGUCGGAAUGACCUUCGACUCGAUCUUGAAGAAUGGCACCGCGAACAAUAACCAGGGUGCAAGGCGAAGGCCGGGCCUACCCGAGGCCCCCAUCUUCAUCGACUGCAACCAGGACACCGACGCGAUCUGCGCGCCGACCCCAACAGACUCGAACGCGCUCGAAACCGCAGUCGCGAUAAAUGAUAUCCCGGGAGACGGGCUGAUCGGCCCGUAUUAUUCGCCCGGAAUUGCGUGUCCGGCGGACUGGACGACGGUUGGUGUUGCUAUUCGUGGGGAGAGUACGGUGUCGCGGUCCGGGAUUGUUGCUGUGCCGACUGGGACGGAGGAUGUCGGGCCUGCGCCGACGUUUUAUAAUAAUCAUGAUGUCUUGAUUGAUUUGUUGGAUGUGGGCGAGACGGCCGUUUGGUGUUGUCCUGAAUCAGCGACGGCCUACCCAGGAGGCGGCGUAUGUCUCUCCGCCCUAUCCGACUACAGCUUCUCGACCGCGUGCAGAUCCUACUACACAGCGUCGGACGUCGCGACAUACACGACCGGCAUCCCCGGGAACGACGGGCGGACGACAGAGGGGGAGUUGCUCAUCAUCACAGCGACGACAACCGCGACGGUUGAAACGACGACGUUCUCGAGUAGCGAGGCUACUGACUACAUCGCGUAUUCGCAGCUCGCCCUGAUCCGGUUUGUGCACCAGCCGUCGGAUUUGGCGGAGAGCGGGGGUGCGGAUUCGGAUGAGGAACAGGAGAGUGAUAGUGGCUCUGAUCCCAGUGAGACGAAUGCUGCGGGGAGAAUUGGUGCGACCGGUGCAGGUGGCGCUUGGGGUGGAGUUGUUGGCAGCUUGGUUGCUUCGGUUGUUGCUGGAGCUGCGCUUGUCCUGAUUCGUUAG